Molecule: messenger RNA, 1906 nt
Organism: Neltuma alba
Lineage: Eukaryota; Viridiplantae; Streptophyta; Magnoliopsida; Fabales; Fabaceae
Exons: 6
Coding region: 447-1589 (380 amino acids)
Biological process (GO): base-excision repair
Molecular function (GO): DNA-3-methyladenine glycosylase activity
Source: RefSeq, a predicted model, not a curated record
UUUCAUUCUCUCACUCCAUCUCCCCCAAAUGCUCUUGUUGGAUUUCAACCUAUGUUGUUAGAUCAUCAAACCCAACUCUCUCCAACGCUUCUGUUAUGUCACGCUGGUAAAGGAUGACCCUUUUCCUCGCAUUUUCCUGAAAACUUUCUGUGCUGUUUUCUCUGGGAACUUAGCAUGGGAACUCCAAAGCAAGGAAUGUGUCAGCCCUUUUUCCAUGUGGGGCAACUGAAAAAUUGAGGGCCUCAGUUUGAACGCCUGCAUUUCCUCUUUAAGGUUGGAAAGCUCUCUCGUUUUCAGCAAUGAAGAAUGGUUUUGGAGUUUCAAGGCUUUCUGGAGUUCAGUUGAAAUUUACAUGAAUAUGGAAUGUAUCCCUCUAUUCGAUCCAUUUGAACCCUAGCUUUGGUCAAAAGGGUGAUUGCCAGUUUUGGAGAGUUCUGAAACUACAAAUGUCGGGAGCUCCCAGAUUGAGGUCAACGAAUGUUGCUGAUUCGGAGGUAAGGCCUGUGCUUGGACCAACUGGAAACAAGACAGGGUCAUUGAGUUCAAGAAAACCCACUUCAAAGCUACAGCGGAAGGUAGAGAAAUUGAGGGACGAGGUUGCAUCAGCUAAAGAGAAAAACUCCUAUCAGUCUUCAAACGUAACUUCCACUCCUAAGUCACAUUCUAUCAGUGCUCCUUCAGUACUCCGCAGGCAUGAACAGCUAUUGCAUUCUAAUUUGUCUCUGAAUGCUUCAUGCUCAUCCGAUGCCUCUACGGAUUCAUUCCACAGUAGAGCAUCUACAGGCAGAUUGACUCGGUCUAAUAGCCUAGUCACUCGAAGGAAGUCAUUUGUGUCAAAGCCAAGAAGUGUUUCUUCCGAUGGUUCUUUGGAAUCUCUACCUGAUGGUUCACAACCGAAGAAAAGGUGUGCCUGGGUCACUCCUAAUACUGAACCGUGUUAUGCCGCCUUCCAUGAUGAAGAAUGGGGACUUCCAGUGCAUGAUGACAAGAAACUAUUUGAACUUCUUGUACUAUCAAGUGCUCUAUCUGAACUCACUUGGCCAGUCAUUCUGAAUAAAAGGCACAUUUUUAGGGAAGUAUUUGCAGACUUUGAUCCGGUAGCUGUCUCUAAAUUGAAUGAAAAGAAGAUGAUUGCGCCAGGAACUACUGCAAGUUCCCUUCUUUCAGAACUUAAAUUGCGUGCUAUAAUCGAGAAUGCACGUCAAAUAUUAAAGGUUGUUGAUGAGUUUGGGUCAUUUGACAAGUAUAUAUGGAGUUUUGUGAACCACAAGCCUAUAGCUAGCAGAUUCAGAUAUCCCCGGCAGGUUCCUGUAAAAACUCCUAAAGCGGAUGUAAUCAGCAAAGACCUGGUGAGAAGAGGAUUCCGGGGUGUGGGGCCCACUGUUGUGUACUCCUUCAUGCAGGUAGUUGGGUUAACAAAUGACCAUCUCAUCAGCUGCUUCAGAUUCAGUGAGUGUAUAGCUGCAGCAGAAGGGAAGGAAGAGAAUAAUGGAAUCAUGAACAAUGCUCAUGAAAAAAAGGAGAGUGACAAUGUAAUAGAAUCAGAUCUUUCCAUCGCCAUUGAUGAUUUGAGUUUCUCCUCGGAAUGAUGGUUUCACUGUCUUGGCUGAUAAGAGCCCUCCAGGUUAAAUCAGCAGUGACAUACUGGCCAGUGCCCACUCAUUUAAUACUAGCCUUUUAUUAGAUUAAGUAAUGAUGGUGGGGAAUUUGUGUAUAAAUUUCAUGUUCUCCCUGAACUUGAUUAUGAUGAUGGAUUCUUAGAUUGUAGAUUUUUCCUAAAGCUCAAGUGAAUGAUACUCAACCCUGCGUCUGUAAUGUUGUGUGAAGCUUCUUCAGGCAGCCUUUUAAACUGGUGUACUAUUAUUUCCUGUACAGUUAAAACCAGUUAUUAAAGCUUUCUUCCAAA